Mercurialis annua (annual mercury) is the source of this 1119-nucleotide messenger RNA. RefSeq names its product 25.3 kDa vesicle transport protein SEC22-1-like. The coding region runs from base 164 to 820 and encodes 218 amino acids. NCBI's taxonomy places the organism in Eukaryota, Viridiplantae, Streptophyta, Magnoliopsida, Malpighiales, Euphorbiaceae. Gene Ontology annotation, biological process: endoplasmic reticulum to Golgi vesicle-mediated transport; vesicle fusion with Golgi apparatus; retrograde vesicle-mediated transport, Golgi to endoplasmic reticulum. Gene Ontology annotation, molecular function: SNAP receptor activity. The transcript has 6 exons. The record is from RefSeq and is a predicted model, not a curated record. Gene Ontology annotation, cellular component: endoplasmic reticulum-Golgi intermediate compartment; Golgi membrane; endoplasmic reticulum membrane.
AACAUUUUUUGAACUGAAUUCUUCCAUAUUUUUCUCCAUUGAUUUCAAAAUCUAUCAAUUCUCUUCUCCAUUUCUUCCCAAGCAUCAUCAAAUUGGAAGCAAAAAAAAAAACCCAGAUGCUACAAUGAGUGCAGUUAAUAUCUGAGCAAGGGAGAAGGUUAAAAUGGUAAAGUUGACUAUGCUUGCGCGUGUCACUGAUGGAUUACCGCUUGCUGAAGGAUUGGAUGAUGGCCGUGAUGUGACAGAUAUUGAAUUGUAUAAACACCAAGUAAAAGCUCUGUUUAAGAAUCUUGCAACGGGGCAAAAUGAGCCGUCUAGGAUGUCGAUUGAAUCCGGCUCUUAUGUCUUCCAUUAUAUCAUUGAAGGACGUGUUUGUUACCUCACAAUGUGUGAUCGUUCGUAUCCUAAAAAGCUAGCAUUUCAAUAUUUGGAAGACCUCAAGAAUGAAUUUGUGCGUGUUAAUGGGGCUCAAAUUGAAACUGCUGCUAGACCAUAUGCUUUUGUUAAAUUUGAUACUUUCAUACAGAAAACAAAGAAACUGUACCAGGACACCCGUACUCAGCGGAAUAUUGCAAAAUUGAAUGAUGAACUGUAUGAAGUUCACCAAAUAAUGACUCGGAAUGUGCAGGAUGUACUCGGUGUUGGUGAAAAGUUAGAUCAGGUCAGUGAAAUGUCCAGUCGGCUAACCUCAGAAUCUAGGAUAUAUGCUGACAAGGCAAGAGAUUUGAAUCGGCAGGCAUUAAUUAGAAAGUGGGCUCCUGUUGCUAUUGUGUUAGGAGUUGUGUUCCUCCUUUUUUGGGUUAGAACGAAGAUAUGGUGAUCCAAUUGCUUUUGGGUUAGAAAAAAGAUAUUACUGGGUUUCUCUACUUUGCUGUCAGUUACAUAAUUGUUCGAAAUCGAUGCACACAGAGACUUGCUCAUGUUUGAAGCUGGGAUAGUCGCGCGGCUUGUUCUUCAAGUACUUGCCAACAACUGUGAAAUUGUGAAUGAGAGAGGCCCUUCGGUUUAUAGAAUAUGUUGGAUACAAGAAAAUUUAUGUAUUUGAAGAUGCUUAAUUAAUCUAGAUGUAAUCUACAAUUAUUACAUUUAUAUAUUCCUAGCUACAACUACAAUUGAUCA